AAGCUGACGCCAUGGAGAAAGGGAGGUGGAGUUCUGAAGAUGCUCCCAGAGCCUCCAUGCCUGACGAACUGUCUCAUCCUAAGUUUUCGGAAUGGAAGUUUAAGCUCUUUCGGGUCAGGUCCAUGGAGAAGGCCCCUGUGCAAAAUGAAACACCGGUGGAGAAGGAAAACCAGCCUGAGCUGGCAAUGGAGAAGACAAGCUCUCAAGGCAGUGUUAUGAAGCUCUGUUUUGGAGGGAAGAGCAAAGAAAAUGUGGAGAGUGCUCGAGGGAGAGUGGACCUUAAGCUACAGGAGAUAGAUACACACAUGAAUCUUCUCAAAAACAUGUGCCGCCUUUGUGGCAUUGCAAUACAGAAGGCUAAAGGUCCAUCACAUGAAGUUCAGGGAGUUUUGGAGGAGUCAAGCAGAUGUGCCUUACGCAGGAUGGGCUGCAAGCUGGUGACCUGGCCGGAGGUGAUCUUGAAGGUCUUCAAGGUGGAUGUGACAACCGACAUGGAGACGGUUCAUCCGUCUUUGUUUUGUCACAGGUGCUGGACUGCUACCAUAAGGGGAGGGGGUUUCUGUUCCUUCACCAAUACCCGAAUCCCAGACUGGAAGCCCCACACCUCUCAAUGCAACCUUUGCUUCCCUAAAAAGAGUUCUUUUCAGCGAGUAGGAAGGAAGCGGACUAAACCACUUAAAAAUGCACACAUCCUUCCUAAGCGAUUCAGGCGGGACUCAUCAGAAUCCUCAAGAGUGUGGAGACAGACCACAGAGAAUCCAGAUGGCAAAGAAUGGUUAAAACUAUCAGUUCAGAGAGGACAGUGGGUAAAGAGUAUCACACAGUGCCAGAGAGACCAUCUGAGCACUAAGCUCAUUCCCACUGAAGUCCCAGCAGACAUGAUACGUGCAGUUACUUGCCAAGUGUGUGAUCACCUGCUUUCUGACCCCGUCCAGUCACCAUGUCGACACCUGUUCUGUCGGCUAUGCAUUAUAAGGUACAGUCAUGCUUUGGGCCCGAACUGUCCCACCUGUAACCAACACCUGAACCCAUCCCACCUGACCAAGCCAGCCAAGUUCUUUCUUGCAACCCUCAGCUCUCUUCCCCUGCUCUGCCCCAGUGAAGAAUGUAGUGACUGGGUCCGAUUGGACGCCUUCAGGGAACACUGCCUCACCCAUUACCGUGAAAAAGAGUCCCAGGAAGAACAAACCCCUUUAGAGCAGAACCUUGAUGGUUACUUACCAGUCAACAAAGGUGGGCGUCCUCGACAGCACCUGUUGUCACUGACCCGUCGGGCUCAAAAACACAGACUACGAGACUUAAAGAACCAGGUGAAGACAUUUGCCGAAAAGGAAGAAGGAGGGGAUGUGAAGUCUGUGUGUUUGACGCUCUUCCUUCUGGCAUUGAGAGCUGGGAAUGAACACAAACAAGCAGAUGAACUGGAAGCAAUGAUGCAAGGCAGAGGAUUUGGUCUGCAUCCUGCAGUGUGUUUGGCUAUAAGGGUCAACACCUUCCUCAGUUGCAGUCAGUAUCACAAGAUGUACCGCACUGUGAAAGCCACUAGUGGCCGCCAGAUAUUCCAGCCCCUGCACACUCUGCGUAAUGCAGAGAAAGAGCUUCUCCCUGGGUUCCACCAAUUUGAGUGGCAGCCUGCUUUGAAGAACGUUUCCACCUCCUGGGAUGUGGGCAUUAUUGAUGGCCUCUCUGGUUGGACAGUCUCUGUUGAUGAUGUCCCAGCAGACACCAUCUCCAGACGAUUCCGUUAUGAUGUGGCAUUGGUUUCUGCAUUAAAAGACCUAGAGGAGGACAUAAUGGAAGGACUGAGAGAGAGGGCGCUGGAUGACAGCAUGUGCACUUCUGGCUUUACCGUGGUGAUCAAAGAAUCAUGUGAUGGUAUGGGAGACGUCAGCGAGAAGCAUGGAUCUGGUCCCGCAGUUCCUGAGAAGGCAGUAAGGUUUUCCUUCACAAUUAUGUCCAUCUCUAUUCGACUUGAAGGUGAGGAUGAUGGCAUCACCAUCUUCCAGGAACAAAAGCCCAACUCUGAACUCUCCUGUAGACCUCUGUGUCUCAUGUUUGUGGACGAGUCUGACCACGAGACCCUGACAGCCAUCUUGGGACCUGUGGUAGCAGAACGGAAAGCUAUGAUGGAAAGUCGGCUCAUCAUUUCUAUUGGUGGUCUGCUACGCUCUUUUAGGUUCUUCUUCCGGGGCACAGGCUAUGAUGAGAAGAUGGUCCGUGAAAUGGAAGGCCUGGAAGCAUCGGGCUCUACUUAUAUAUGCACACUUUGUGACUCAACACGUGCUGAAGCCUCUCAAAACAUGGUGCUGCAUUCCAUCACACGCAGCCAUGAUGAAAAUCUCGAGCGCUAUGAGAUCUGGAGGAAAAAUCCCUUCUCUGAGUCCGCCGACGAACUGCGCGACCGAGUCAAAGGUGUUUCUGCUAAGCCUUUCAUGGAGACCCAGCCUACUCUGGAUGCCCUGCACUGUGACAUCGGCAAUGCGACUGAAUUCUACAAAAUCUUUCAGGAUGAGAUUGGAGAAGUCUACCAGAAGGCCAAUCCGAGUCGAGAGGAACGCCGUCGUUGGCGGUCAACCCUGGACAAGCAGCUAAGAAACAAAAUGAAACUCAAGCCUGUGAUGAGGAUGAAUGGAAACUACGCUCGUCGGCUGAUGACACGUGAAGCUGUGGAGGCUGUCUGUGAGCUGGUUCCUUCUGAGGAACGGCGUGAGGCUCUGUUGAAACUGAUGGACCUCUACUUGCAGAUGAAGCCUGUAUGGCGGUCAACUUGUCCCUCCAGAGACUGCCCCGACCAACUCUGUCAAUACAGCUACAACUCUCAGCAAUUUGCUGACCUUCUAUCCUCCAUGUUUAAGUAUCGAUAUGAUGGAAAAAUCACCAACUACCUCCACAAGACUUUGGCCCAUGUUCCUGAGAUCGUUGAAAGAGACGGAUCUAUCGGAGCAUGGGCUAGUGAAGGGAAUGAAUCUGGGAACAAGCUCUUCAGGCGUUUUCGAAAGAUGAAUGCAAGGCAGUCCAAAACAUUUGAGCUUGAAGAUAUAUUGAAACACCACUGGCUGUACACUUCCAAGUAUCUUCAGAAGUUCAUGGAGGCUCACAAGAAUUCGGUAAAAGCAAUGCAAGCCACAUUCAACCCUGAAGAGACUCCAGAAGAACCUGAUAACAGUCUUGAUGUUCCAGAUUUUUGAGUUUAUCUUUGAUUGACUUUCUUUAAUGGACCCUUUUUCUUGCUAAUGAAAAUAUUGUUAAGUAAUUGAUUUCAUUUCUUGAGAUGAGAUGUAAUAUCACAUCUAAUGACUUUAUUAUUCACCUCAUUAUUUUUUGACGCUAGUGCAUAAACGUGAGCUAAAUUGUUUUAUGGCGGAGAUAAAAUUGUAUGGGCAGAGUUUUUUUUCCCCCCAGCUUUUACAGGCAAAUUGACUUGAUUUUAUCACUUGCUGCUUGUGAAAUAUGAGGGAUUUUAUUGUAUUGCCAGGUUGUGACACCUUCACGAAUUCGCGCAGAAGGGUUAUUUAUGAAAACGUACAAGGGAGUUGUAAGUCACUGAAAUUAUAUUAAAGGAGCCCCACGUUUAUGAUGGCUAUAUUAAUAUUUCACACAGGACAGAGACAAAGUGAAAUUAGGAAACGCUAAAUUUGCAGGAGGUUUAGAGGAAAGGGGGUUAUUUUAGCAAUGCAUUAUUUUGAUGGUGCUCAAAUGGUCAACAAAUGACUGAACGCAAAUAGACACUAUGCAACAGCAUUUGCACAUUUAUGUACAUCACCCCAUAAUCUACCUCAGUCUUACAGGUCCCAUAGGACAUCUGCACAUAUGUGCUGUUCACACAAACAAAGAUUUAAAUAUGUUUUAAGAAAUGGCCUUGUCUUUUACACAAUAACACCUGCUGACUAUUGUCAGAAUUUCUUUCUUGUGGUGUUAAAGUGAAGAGAUAUGUGCUCUAUUCACAUCAAACUUGUACCUCAAUUUAUUAUUUAAUACAUUGUUAAUUGUGCUCUAUUAAACAAAUGUAUUUCUUUGUGAAUUGGUUUUGCUGAUUUCUUUAUCUUGAUUUUAAUGUUUUCCUUAUGUAUUCCUUUGUUCCAAGUAACAUUACAUUACUUGGUUGGGAUUUUUGUUUAAAAUAAAUUCAUUAGUGUGGUUAAAACCUGUUUUAAUUGCUUGAUGUACUUUUUAAUUCCAAAUAAACACUGCUCUUAAUUAUAAACAUAAUUGUUUUAUAGACUUGCACAAAAGCACUGAUAAAGUU
Danio aesculapii is the source of this 4243-nucleotide messenger RNA. It is a transcript of the gene rag1, whose product is annotated as recombination activating 1. Lineage: Eukaryota; Metazoa; Chordata; Actinopteri; Cypriniformes; Danionidae. Gene Ontology annotation, cellular component: endodeoxyribonuclease complex; DNA recombinase complex; nucleus. The transcript has 3 exons. The record is from RefSeq and is a predicted model, not a curated record. Gene Ontology annotation, biological process: adaptive immune response; V(D)J recombination; pre-B cell allelic exclusion. Gene Ontology annotation, molecular function: sequence-specific DNA binding; ubiquitin protein ligase activity; double-stranded DNA endonuclease activity. Bases 12 to 3185 code for a protein of 1057 amino acids.